AAACGCCUCUAAGCUACUUGUCAGGCAUGUUUACUGCAUAUAUAUUUACAGUAAACCAGGAUUAUAGGGGUUACAUUUGGUGUCUUGCAUCUUGCUUCAGCUGGCAAAAAGAUAAGGCGAUGUUUCCCCCUGGUGGUUUGUAAAAAUAAAUAUAUUUAUAAACUUUUUUAUGUAUUUGGGUUAACUAUGCACGGAGGUAUAUAGAGACACAAGAAGCAGCACCCUGCCCUAAGGUGAUCAACUUGCUGUUCACCGUCAGCGUUUCGGAGGGUGUGUUAAGGUGUGUCUCUGCUGAGUCCCUGCCUGUAGCCGCACAUUCAGAAACUGCAGUCUGCCAGCUCGUGACAGGAGGAUAUCUAGAGACGUGACGGGACACCAACCAAGCUAAAAUCCAGAUAACCUGUCACAUUUCCGUCGUCAGGUCGAGACCAAGUCCGUCAAGUUUUAUUUGAAAAAAUGGCGAAUGUUUUCAUUUUCACCAUCUGCUCGGUUUUGCUCAUGUCCCGCGCGGAGUCGUGUUAUAUCCCCGACUCUCUCUACGUCCCUGUGCCACAAUUUAUCCCCGUUGGAUACCAAAUAACGAAAGUUGAGACAGCGGACUGUGACAUUAAAACCUUGCGGUUAACUGUGGAGGACCCCAGUUUUACAAUCCAUAGUAAUGGAGCGAUAGUAACACUGACUCCUGUAACGCUGGCAACAAGAGGGCGGACAUUUUCUGUGAGAGCUCAGGACAAUAAUGGACCGGGAAGUGAGAUGGAAGUUCACCUUGUCCGACAAACAGUAAAGGAGACGGAUCACUCAGGCCAAGUCUUGCUGAAACGCGUCAAAAGACGCUGGAGCCCUCCACCUAUUCACGUAUUGGAGAAUGACAAGGGCCCUUUUCCAAGAAAAAUUGAGAAGGUUGUAUCAAGUGCAGCUGCUACACACAAGUUGUACUACACCAUCAGUGGAUCUGGGGUGGAUGAGGCUCCACUUGGAGUGUUCAGUAUCGAUAGAGACACUGGGGAAUUGAAUGCGCAUAAACCAGUGGAUCGUGAAGAGUAUGCCACACUUAAAUUACGGUUCAGGGCUUAUGAUGUACAAACAAAACAGGAAGCAGACAAAUAUUUGGACCUCCAAGUUAUAAUAGAUGAUAUGAAUGACAAUGCUCCAGAAUUCCAAGGGGAGCUAAAGUUUACUGUGCCAGAGAGAAGCAGCAUUGGUAUGAUGGUGGGGACAGUGAAUGCCACAGACAGAGAUCAAAUUAACACCAGUCAUGUUAGGAUCAGGUUCACGCUCAUGGAUGCAUCAAAGCUUUUUGCCAUCGACCCACUCACAGGUGUCAUCACUACCGCCGUCAACACUCUGGACAGAGAGGUACAAGAUACGCAUAUGGUGCUUGUAAAGAUUCAAGAUUUGGAAGGUGCUCCAAAUGGUCUGUUCAGUACAGCAACAGCAACAAUAACUCUGAGUGACAUCAACGACAACCCACCAACCUUCACAAAAACUUCUUAUGAGGCCAGUAUACAAGAAAAUGAAAGUGGAAAGCUUAUUCUCAGAAUUCCUGUGGAAGAUAAGGACUUGAUAAACACACCAAACUGGAUUUCCAAAUUCGUCAUCACUAAAGGAAAUGAAGAUGGAAAUUUCAGGAUCGAUUCCGAUCCUAAAACAAACGAGGGGCUUUUGUACGUUGUAAAGCCUUUGGAUUAUGAGAAGAACAAAAAAGUAAGGCUUGAGAUUUCAGCCCAAAAUGAAGCAAAGCUUGUUGGCACCACCGCCCAGUGGCUGUCCGUCCCUGUGGAUGUCAAUGUUAUCAAUGUGGACGAAGGCCCACAGUUCAGCGCCCCUACAAUCCGCAUCAACGUCAAGGAGAACACACCAAAUGGAACAAUAAUAGGAACGUACACAGCCAAAGAUCCUGAGACCAAUAGUGCUGACGGCAUCAUGUAUUACAAGAUUGAAGACCCAGCUUUCUGGAUCAAUGUGGACAGAAAUACGGGGGAGCUGAGGGUUGCAAACACAAUUGACAGAGAGUCACAUUUUGUCCAGGAUGGAAUUUACAACAUCACUGUGAAGGCUGUUGAUAAAUCUUCCAAGGUGGGAUUAGGAACUGUCAUCCUUGUAAUUGAAGAUGUCAAUGACAAUGUGCCAAAGAUCCCCUCUAACUUGGUGUUGUGCGAGGACAAGGAUGGAAAGGUUGGGUCUGUGAUUGUGGUUGCGGAAGACAAAGAUGAUAGUCCGUUUUCUUCCCCAUUCACCUUUAGCUUUCCACCUGACCAUGAUGGCAAAUGGUCUGUGAGGCCAUUCAAUGCAACAGCUGCUGUUUUGCAGCCGGCGAAGGAGCUUCCUAGAGGGAUAUACGAAGUCCCCCUCAUUGUCAGAGAUCUGCAGGGUGUUGGAGCAACACAGAUGACAACAGUAAUGAUCUGCCAAUGUAGGGAUGGAGUCUGCAUAGCCAAGAGAAGCUCUGUAACAUUUGGGCCGCAGGCUGCACUGGCUAUGCUGUUGCCUCUACUCCUCCUCCUCUUGCUCUGUUUACUCCUGAUAUUUUUCUGCAUAACAAGGAGAGAAAAACUGGAACUUGAAGAUAUGGGGUACAGUGGUGGACAUCUGCUCCCAUCAAACACAGAAGCGCCAGGGGACGAAGUGGAUUCCAAUCUCAUCGGCAUGGGCUUGGAGCAGGCAUUAAAAGGUUCUGUGAAGGGUUCUGCAUUGAAUGCAGGAUGGCUGGGAAACCAGAGCUCAAGCACAAUCGGAGGCCACGGCAUUCAUGACAUUGGGAAUUAUCAGGGUGCUAUUUCCACAACUAAAAUGCAAGAAUAUUCUUCUGGCCAAUAUGAACACCAGUACGGUCAGCAUGUUGGAAGUCAGCUUCUUGGUAACGGCAUGGGAUUCGACUACAGACACGUCGCCCAGGAUUCAUCCUAUCUUCACACCUGGCAAACAAAUGGCGUCUAUCUACAAAGGAAACUGGAUCAUAUGAGAACAGAGGGAGACGGACGUUACGCUGACGACAUAAUCCACUCCUACGGGUAUGAGGGGACGGGCUCGGUAGCUGGCUCCGUGGGAUGCUGCAGUGACCAUGGAGACAAUGAUAACCUCGACUUUCUAAACACACUUGGGCCAAAGUUCAAAUGUCUUGCAGAUGUCUGCAGAAAGACAUGAGCAGAAACGCUUAAUACAAACAAAUAAUAGUGCCUGGAUCUGAUUGCUUGAUAUGUCUGAGAAAAAGGAGCAAGCAGAUGGUGUUAGUGUGUGUGCGCAUGUAUAUGUUGCUCUUUGUUGUUUCCUGUUUUUGUGGCUUUUUGGUUGAAGUCUUUUGCACUGAAAACAGACGCGUAGAGUUGAACAGAAUUUGCAGAAAGCAUUCCUGUGUGUUUACUUAUUUGCUUUUGGAGCUUUGGAUUUUUUCUAAAAGAUAUUUAAGAGGAGAAGGGCUGCUAGGUUUUAUAUUGAUUUGAAAACAACUUGGUAUUUUUCUUAAUCUGUGUUCACAUUAAAUGCAAUUUUGUAAUUUUGUGGCUCAUUUUAUUUUGUGGUUUUCUAACAUAGUUUAUGGAAGAGAAUCUCAAAAGAAUAAAGACAGUAAUAUCUCUGCCUUUAUGAAUGUUUUUACAUAAUAUUUCAUGUCAAAUUCCAAUUUUAAAUGGUAAUAUUAGCUUAUCUUCAGUGAUUUUUCCACCUGGAAGCCAGUUUAGCGUUCUUAUAUUGUACAGUAAUUAUCUUUCAGCUGCACUAGCCUGGAAUGUGUUUGCAGCCAACAGGGCGUAGUUUUGGCCUGAUGUCAAGGCUAUUGCGACAUUCUGACAGUAAUCAUGUGAAAGUCAACAUGAGGGUGUGGAUGGGUGUGGUGUGGUGUGACACUGCCCCCAGCUGUCUGAAUGAAAGACUGUCCUGAUAGAACAGCCAAUUUUCAAUAAAAUGUUUAUUAAAGGGUUUCUAGUGUCAUAUGUGUUUGCUUAUGUUGUUGUAAUAAAGUAUUCGUGGAAUCUUG
Messenger RNA from Melanotaenia boesemani (Boeseman's rainbowfish), 3973 nucleotides. RefSeq names its product desmocollin 2 like (gene dsc2l). The record is from RefSeq and is a predicted model, not a curated record. Gene Ontology annotation, biological process: cell morphogenesis; homophilic cell-cell adhesion; multicellular organism development. NCBI's taxonomy places the organism in Eukaryota, Metazoa, Chordata, Actinopteri, Atheriniformes, Melanotaeniidae. Gene Ontology annotation, molecular function: calcium ion binding; cadherin binding. Gene Ontology annotation, cellular component: plasma membrane; adherens junction; catenin complex. The transcript is spliced from 16 exons. Bases 457 to 3144 code for a protein of 895 amino acids.